This is a messenger RNA of Mercenaria mercenaria, 7994 nucleotides long. RefSeq lists its product as uncharacterized. Lineage: Eukaryota; Metazoa; Mollusca; Bivalvia; Venerida; Veneridae. The transcript is spliced from 6 exons. Bases 1 to 2370 code for a protein of 789 amino acids. The record is from RefSeq and is a predicted model, not a curated record.
AUGUUGAAGAUCAUAGAGUAUGUUGUGGAUGGUAAAGUGAAAAGACAGUUGGGAGGCAACUAUAUUUCAAGGGUUUUACAGAGAAUGCAUUUUUAUUCACACUUUCUAUUUCAGCCCCCAUCCCGCCACUUAAGUGAAGAAAGCAUCAGUCAGCGUGUUGUUGAACAGUUAGUGAAUAACAGGACGUUUCUGAGCAGGAUACAGUCUCGAGAUGUUUCAGAAGUCACAGAAAGUGUGGCGGAAAGUACUCCACCAUCGCCUGGAUGUGAAUGGUGUAACUGUAAGAGGCGAUGUACGUGUAAAUGUCAUUUGACUGAUCUGAACGAGAAAUGGAAAAUGGAAAAAUUAAACCAGAACGCUGAUCAAAGAUAUGAGGCACCAAGAAGUAGAUAUAGGGCAGAACACAGUGAAAGAGAAAUAGUGGUUUCAGAUAUCGAAUCUGAUUUAGAUGUAUCAAAAGAUUUCAAAAACAACCUCAGUUAUAUAUCUGAUUCUGACCAUGAAAGACCAAAGUCUGACCACAGGAAUGAUGAAGAUCGUAAAAUGUCAAGUUUGAAAGAAAAGAAAACAGAAGACGGAGUACAUCAGAUACAUGGGGCUUCUGGGGGCGAUCCACCAAGCGAUGAUCCUUCCAGCGAUGACGAAAGCGAUGAUGAUCACAGGGAUAAGAAAAACAAAAAAGAAAAGUCACAAGACAAUAAUAAUACAAGGAAGAAAGCUAAAAGAUGGAUCAUAGAUGCCGACGCAUGGACAAGUUGCUUAAAAAGUGAACAAGAAAGUCAAUUUGAAAAUCAAGCUUCAAGUUUAUUAGAGGAAGGGAAAUUACCAGAUAAGACUUUGCUCAAUGAAAUCUGUUCAAAAUACACUCGCCAGUUACCACGUUUUCAAAAUAUCUGUGAUUGUAUUUGCAGUUAUAUAAAACAGAAGUCAAACAAAAUAGUUCAGGUAUGGCCGGCCUAUCAGCAUAAAAAUGAUGAUAGGAUAUAUGGAAAAGAAAUCACAUUUGUAGUUUUGAUAACGGCGCCUGAUGACGUAAAUCUGAACGAAUUUACAAUAUGCAAAAGAUGUAUUUUUGAUGUUGCAAGCAAGAAAGAAAACGUGAAAAUAAACAAAAAAGAAUCAAAUGAUCGCCCCUCUUCUAAAGAAAUUGAAGAUCUUGAAAAAUGUCUGAAGGAAAACGCAAAGAAACUAAUGAAAAGCCACAGCAAACUAACAAGAGUGACAGCUAGUUGGUUUAAAUCAAGAGGACAUGAUACAGACGGGUUCUCGUUAAGAAAAGAAAACUGCAUUGCGCUCUAUGUGCAUGUUAAAGGUUUCAUUCCAUUGAAUGAGGAACCAUUUCCUGAACAAGUAGGAAACUACCCAGUUGAUGUUCGCGAAGGGAUCUUCACACUUUGCAGAGGUCCUCACGACUACCACGAGAAUGUUAAAAUGGGAUGUUCAAUAAGAGGGGAAGUAAAUCAGGGUACUUUGGGAGCAUUUGUCGAGUUUGAAAACGACAGUCGUGUGUUUGGUAUAACAAGUGCGCAUGUAGUUUUCGCUGGCGCAGAGUUAAAGGAGAUCUUGGAAAAAGGACAGAUACAAUAUGAAUCUCCGAAUGCUGUAACUGUGUAUCAACCUUGCAGUGAAAUUUUUGGCGAUGCUGUAGCUGCUCUGUAUAGAGAGGGUGGAAAUGGAAUUCCCGGUAUGGAGAUUGCACUGGUGGAGAUCAAACAGAAAAGAUGGCCUACUGAUGGAACAUUUCCUGAUGAUUCAGAUCAUCCACAGUUUGGAUUUGGACCCCACAAACCAUUUGAGUUUUGUUCUGGAAAUGUGGGCCAGUUAACGCAGAGUAUACAUUCUCGUGUUGUAUACAAGUAUGGAAGCGAAAGCAAAAUAACUGAAGGGUUAUACCGAGUUAAUGGUGCUUCUGUUCGAACUCAGACCUUUACAGACAACAUCCUUGGAAAAGAGUUAACCAUGCACGACCAACUAGAAAUAAAACAUGUUGGUACCUGCCCGUUUGGUGAACCUGGCGACUCAGGAGGGUUAGUUGUCACACAUAAACAAAGUGACACAGAACUUCUUGCUGUUGGGAUAUUUGAAGGAAAGAUGAAAGACGAAGAUGUUUAUACUGUUACACCUAUGUACUCGGUAUUGGAUGAAUUGAAAAGGUUAACAAACAAACGCUGUUGGCUGAAAAAGUUUCCAGAGUACAGCUUUAGUUCAAAUGUUAUGAAUGAUUCACAUACCGCAACAGUUUCUGGCUUAAGUAAAAAGGUUGAAAAGUUAGAAGAGCAUCAAAACGAAAUUAAAGAUGAAUUACGCAAGCAAAGUGAUAAAACCGAUCAGAUUCUACAGAUUCUGGUGGCUCUACAAAACAAGUCGUAAAAUAGCUUGAAAAUAAAUUAGAUACAUUUCAAGUUUUACACAGUAAGAUGUUCUUAGGUUGUUGUAGACUAAAUUGGCAGACAGAUGUCACUUUAAAUGACUAUACUCGUAUUUGUGAACAUUACAUAUAAUAUAAAUUUAAUUAUAGCUAUGAUUUUUGUCAAAAAGCGUUCCCUAGUUUGAAGUGUAGAAAAUUGGGCAAUCUGCAAUUUCCUCUAGAGUUUAGCACUUUCCAGUCAUCAUUCCAGCAAUUGGAAAAUCUUUCUUAGUCGAGAAUAUUGUACACUGCUUUUCAUAUGCUCCCAAAUUGUCGCAGUCUUGUCCAUUCAUCCGUCUGUCAGUCUGUCUGUCUGUCUGUCACACUCUUGUCCGGAGGAUAACAUAAAAAGUAUUGAAGAUACGAAGUUGUUACUUCAUACAAUAACUCAUUGAGAGGAAAUGCAAUGUUAAUAAACCACAACUCAUAACAUUGUCUGGGACAUAACUUGAAUACUAUGUAAGGUAUUGACUUUUGAUACUUUACAUGUUGACAGACGUCAAUGUGAGUGAGUGCAGUGACAAGAAACUAUCACUCUAGGUGGUACCAUCUUUUAAUUAUCUCCCUCGUUGACACUUCUUGUCCGGAGGAUUACUAAAAAAGUAUCGAAGGUACCAAGUUGUGACUUUAUACAAUGAUAUGGCUCAUAGAGAGGAAGUGCAGCGACAAUGAACCAUUACUCUAGGUUAUCCCAUUUUUUAAUUGUUUCCUUUCUUGAAAACCUUGUUUUGGGCAUAACGUAAGAUACUAUGUAAGGUAUUGACUUCAUACUUUACAUAUUCAUAGAGGUCAGUAAGAGGGAGUGCACUGACAAGAAACCAUAACUCUUAAAUGGUCCCGUUUUUGAAUUACCUGCCUUUUUGAAAACCUUGUCCGGGGCAUUACUCAAACACUAUGUAAGCCAUACCGGACUUCAGCAUAUAUUACACAGGUUUAUCAAUAAAAUUAUCUCCCCUGUUAGCAUCUGUCAUACCGUGAUAGAUAAGCGGACUUCAAGCAUUGAAUCGUAUAGGGAAAUUCUUUUCAUUAUUAAACAUUUAAAGCAUCAAUAAUAAAUAAUUUGUCAUAAUUUUAUAACCUAUAUUCACAAUUUACAUUUCUUUAUCUUUCAAUGUAACAAAUAUCAACAAAAAAUAAAGAAAAUAGCUAUCUUUUAAAAGCCAGUUUCCUCACUGUCGAUCAUAUAGAAUAUAUAAGAAUAAAAAAUAGAAUUGCGAAUUUAUCCAAGUAUACAUCAUUUAAUAAUAAAAUGCAAAAAAAAAUCUUAUAACCUUUAUUCUGUAUCUGCAUUUUCCGGUCGUUAAGGCAAUGAUAUUUUGAAAAAGAUGUUUUGUUAGGAAAUUGCUUCCAACUUUCUGUCAAAUUGCUAAAAUCAUUUCCUCAGUCUUUUGGGCUUUUUUGGAAUCUGCGACCAUUUUGGUGAAUUGAAACCGUAGUGAUUAUAUCUUGAAGAAUUUAUUGUAAUAAUUUUAUAUUUAUUUGAAAUACAGUUUUAUUUUUAGAUACAUUUAUGUUUGCUUGUAUGGGAACUUGUCAUGAAAUAGAACAAGCCAUUUGAAUACAAGUCUAUAUAAAAAGACCCCCUCUAUAAAAUAAAACACCAGGAAUGGCAAUGGCUUCGACGACAAACGAAAUUUUGUUAAUAUUGUUGAUUUUGUGUUAGUAAAUACGGUGACAGCGACAAGUAAGCACAGUUCCGGGUAUAUUUUCGUUGCCUUUAGAAAAUCAAACCACCCGUUCAAACUCGCACUUCUAUUUUUUUGAAAUUGUCUUGUUUUCGUUAGGUGGGUGGGGUGUGAAUGCGUUGCAUUCCUGAUUUUUUUAUAUAGAGGGGGUUGUGGGUCUUUUUAUAUAGACUUGUAUUGGCUUGAUUAUUUACAGAAAUAGAAUUAUUAAUAGAAUUUCAGGUCUCUGUGCUUUAAUAAACAAUAAAACCUAUAUUACACUGUGAACUUUAUAAUGACAUAAGACUCAAUAUUUAAGGUACCGUUAUCUCGAGUAAUAUGUUCAAUGAUCUGGGAUUUAUUUUGUUAUCUAGGUAUGAAAUUUAUCACACAGGUAAUAUGCAGUAUGCUGUAAAAUAUUUAAAGGUCCAUUACUAAGGGAAAGUGAGUUGGCAAUUUUUUUCAUAGCCAGUGCAUAGACUUCUGCAAGACACUAAAUAAUGAAGAUUGGCAGGUCAAAAUUUACAGAAGGUCUUUGGAACUCAAAGAAAUGUAUGUGUAUUAUGUUGAAAUUUCAAUGAAUCGACAGAAUGACCCCCAGGUCUUUUUAACUUUCUUCAUACUUCAUAGAAAAAUAAUUUCUACAUACCAACUUUCAUUUUCCAAUAAAAUGAAAUAGUUUCUGUGCUUUUUAAAAGAAAUUAAAAUGUUCACUUUCCUUAGUAUUGGACCUUUAAACGAUAAAGCUCUCAAGGCUCAUAAUGAUUUAUUAUCAAUUUGCAGUCCAGUUCCUAUGGAUAUUAAAACUCAGUUGUCUCUUUACACCAAUCUGACUAAAGUACUUGAUCUUCUAAAAAAAGAUCAGAGAAUGACCCAUUCACAUUCGUCUUCUGUAUAUUUUGGAUUUCCAAUAUUAUUGUUUUUAUUUUCGCAAAUCUAUUUUUAAUUGAAUUAAUCAGACGACUUGUUCGAAAGUCAAAGAGUAAGAAAAAUGUGCAGUCAGUCCGGGGCUCGAACCCGGGACCUCUCGCUUACAGAGCAAGUGUCCUAACGACCUAGCUAAAAGGCUCUCUGACACUUUAUGUCAUAAGAAUUGUAAAUAUGAAAAACCCAGGCUAAAUAUAGAUCUUUUAUUCUUACAAAAUGUUGUAAAUAAGCCUUCUGAUUGGCUAGCGGAAGGGUCGUCAGAACGUGGCUAUCAAUAACACGUCUUCAGAUCCUAAGCGUAGCGUAAUAGGAUAUGUACUUUAGUCAGAUUGCUCUUUACACCUAUAUUGCUUUAUGGAUCAGAAGUUUUGGCGGUUAAUAACCUAAAAGAAAUUGAUAAAUUUACAUUUUCGAUUUUGUAAACGUAUUCUUGGUACGCGGUCUCAGACCUCAAAUGCUGCUGUAUUAGGAGAACUUGCUCGUUUCCCAUUUCUAUGAUCUGUAAGGAACGUGCAUUGAAACAAUGGUUAAAAAUAAUGAAAAAUCCUCAUUCUACAAUUCACGAUGUAUUGUAACACCUUGAACAAUGGGGACUUACCAUUUUCUUAUAACUGUGUGCAGUCAUUGAUCUUGGCUAUGAUUUGACCUGUUUCCGUGACAUUUUCUUGCAAGCUGACAGUAACGAAACACAGAAUUGUACACAUAUGUGUUCAUCUACAUAAUAUGACCGGCCAAUCACACAUUAUACACUCCCAUGUUCGUUUUAAUCUUAUCCGAACUCUGUUUACAUUUACCGAGAGACAUCCGUUUCGGCUAGUGCACAUUUAAUCCAGAUUUUGUAACAUUUUCCUACAUGCGAAUCACUAUAGACUUUGCACAAUUAACCUAUAGUAUUUAAUUGUUUGUUAAUGAUAAGUGUCAUCCUAUUGUACAGUCUGAGUUUUGUGUAAAUCACAAUAUUUUCAUGAUAACUCGCUGAAUUUGUCACAUUUCCUGACAGGAUAUGCAUCCUUAUUCGCAUUGCAUUGUUGGACUAUUUACCGUUGCUAUGCAACAUUAAAUAUAGUUGUCAUCCUUAAAGAUGUUUUAAUGCUGAUAAAAGCCUUAAAUUUAACCCCUAGUACAUAAUUUUACUGUAAAUGACUGUUUUAUUGUAUCCAUUUUGAAGCAUUUGACAGAAUUCUCCAGUAAUUUGAGUUUGUGGCCAAUUAUUUUCGGUCACUUGGUCACUGUGACCAAUUAUUUUUGGUCCGACCAUUUUUAUUUGGACAAUUUACCGUGUGACCAAUUUUAACCAGUUUUUCUUGGUCAAUUUUCCUGCCUACUAUAAAAGGGCCAGAUUUGUGACCAUCUGGGUCAUUCCAGUUCUGAACAAUAAGCUUAAGGGCACUUUUUGCUAGUCCUGAGAAUUUUACCAAUCUUUAUCUUAGAUUCAAAUACAAUAGUUUCAGCAUGAAUUAUAUUGGUGUAAGCACAUUUUAACAUAAAGCUGAAGUAAUUUUGAUAUACAUUUAGAAGAUUUGAAGGGACAUUUAUUUUUAUAUAACCUUUUAAGUGGAUUUAAUGCAAAAGCAGCCUUAUUGAAAUGAACAUUACUAAGUGCACAUGCACUUAUCUUUAGAAGUUAUGGAAAGCCUACACAGUCUUAACUAUGAAUAUUUGUAUUGAUGUUUUACAAGCCUUCAUUGCUGAAUGGUGAAUUAUUUAGGCCUUUUGAGAUAUAUUAAGUGAUGAAUAGAGUUUAAUGCUCAAGUUAAAAGUGCAUUUAAUUAAGUUAUGGGAAGCUAACACUGUCCUCUACAUUUAUACUGUGUGACAUUAUAAACACUGCGUGGUAUCUUGUGAAUUGCUGAGUUCCUUUGAAAUUUAAUGUGAUUCGUGUAACAUUCUAUUCGUUGAUACUUUGUGUUUGAAUUAUUUGUGUCACUUAAAAGAAAAUACACAAAUUAAACUUCAUAAACUGUGAGUACAGAGUUCCUAGUUUUUGACCUAAUACAUUAGAAGAAGCUUUCUCAUGUCGAUUGGCCAAGUCCUCCCGAAAGUAUUUAGCUCUUAACCGAAGGCUACAUCCAGACAGAAUAACCACCCUAGUGCGUAACAGUAUUUAUUGAUCGCGGCCUGAAGUAUAUGCGCGCUGGGUAAAAUAUUUCAUGAUAUGGACCUAUGAAUUCUUUACUUAUGGGUGAAACAGGUCUCAUAAGCGUAAAUACGACUAGCUUCUACUGAUUAUAAAACAUACCGUACGAUUUGUUGUGAAUUAACUGUUGUUGUACUUUUUGUAGAUCAACCGCCACCCUUGUUUAAGAGCAACAUUUAAAAAACACGUUUUUUUAAUCCUCAAGUAAUAAAUAAGUAGACUCGCCCAGUGUAAUCAAUAACCCACAAUUGACCGACCCCUCUGGUACAGUAUCAAGACGCAUAAUCUAACUCUAUACAUAAAGCGCUUACUUCACCCGAUUUACAUUCGGAACAUUUUCACGCGUUUCGGGCUUUAUCGUAUGUUUAACAUGGGAUUUUUGAACCGUCCAAAGAUGUUGGAAAUGUUUGUCUCAUUGUUUGUGUUUUUUUUAAUAAAAAUGUUACUGCUUUCAUUGUCUACCACUUUUUUCCACCCUUGCCUGAAAAAACAGUAAUGAGUUUGUACACUGUUCAGACAAUUGUGCUCUGUUGAAAUUUAACCAAACACAAGUUUACCUGCAUAAACAGAAAGCAUGAUAUCUUAAACGUAUGUCACUAUACCUGUCCAGUACUGGACAUUAUGGUAAACGCUUCUUUCCUGCACAAAUGACAAUUUCGCAACUUCUGUCCGGUUUGUACAAAUUUCUGGCCGCGAUAAACCAUUUGAUUUGUUGAUGCCUUGAAUACUACUGAUAUAAACAAUACAAACAUAAAAAACACUCUUGGGCUCUGUCGGUGAAAGAUCUACUUAUUAACCUUGGAUAUAGUAAUUUGUGGUAUAAAACUAAUUUUGCUGUUAAUUAUUUAUUUGAUCUGUC